Molecule: messenger RNA, 3553 nt
Organism: Vespula vulgaris
Lineage: Eukaryota; Metazoa; Arthropoda; Insecta; Hymenoptera; Vespidae
Exons: 9
Coding region: 1825-3378 (517 amino acids)
Source: RefSeq, a predicted model, not a curated record
AAUUCUACAACAAAACAAAUCGUAUAGAAUAUUGAAAGAAUGAGUGAUAAAAUUAUGAUCUUACUUUAACUAUUAUUUGCUGAAUAUGCAUACUGUAAGUACUGCGUAGAUUAUUUUUAGUAUGUUCACUAUUUACGUAAUCUGUUUGCAUGAAUUACCUUAGCUUCCUAGUGUGGGAACACCAUAAAAUACAUUUUCUUGUAUUUUAAACGAAUUAAAAAAUUUGAACAUCGACUUUCGCUCAUAAUAAGCAGAGUAUCGUUUAUUUCAUGAAAGCAAAGUACACACAUUAAAGCGUUUACAUGAAAAUCAGUUGUAAGAAGUACGAACUUUUUCUUUUUUAUCAUAAAUUUUAAGUGGCGCCACUUUACGAGACUUUUUUCCACGAUAAAUGUCAAACACUUAUUUUAAAAAUGAAGGUUUAAGUGAGGACGUGAGUUUUUUGAAUCUUGUAAAAAACUAUUUUCUUUUGCAUACAUUAUUCUCGAAGUUACAUCGUUUUUUGAAAUGGUUUUUCUAAAAAAAACAAAGCGUUUUCUAAAAUUCAAAAACCCAUGUGCUCGCUAAAAUCUUUAUCUUGAAAAUGAGACCUCUUUUAUGAAAAUCGAUGUAGAAUUACGCUUGUAUUCAUUUUGGGCAUAAUUCAUUACAAAAUCAGGCGUAAUGAGUAGUCUUAACGCGGUAAGAUUCAAAUGUGCAGCCAUUGCUCCUUACGUAUUACCAAUCCUUCGAUAUAUUAAGAUCGAUAUAUCUCGAACUUUAUAUGUAGUAAAUUUCAGAUAAAAAUUAACAUUUAUCAUAUAUUUUAAUCACUAUUAACCAAUUUAAUGUUUUAAAAGUCUACUUUAACUCACUAAUUUUGUCAAUAAUUUAAAUUACGUCGUCAUAAAAGUAUUAAAUUAAUCACAAAGGAAAUAUGAAAAACGAAUUAUUUUUUGAACGAGCUUAUUAAAAGUAGAAUGACGAAAGUAAGUAAUAGGUGUAUGAGAGAGUUUGAGCUUCAGGAAGAAGAAUGUCUUAAGGAUAUAUUAUUUGUCGAUGGAAAUGAAGCGGAUUGUGACGAAGAUAAAAAUACGUUAAUAGAGCAGAUCUAUCAACCAAAAUUAAUAAACAGCAAUAAUACUCAUAUUGAUGACGUUCUGCAAAGCAAUAUAAAGUGUUGUAACCUCUGCCCAUUGACAAAGGAUCAGGAAAAAUACGAUAGGGUAAUCUGUAUAACAUAUUUACACUCUUAAUAUAUACGUAUGUGCGGCAUAGUUAUUAGCACAGUGAUGAUGAUUGCCAAUCGUUCUUAUAAUGACAUUAGACCCGAGCAUGUGAAAUGGACGAAAACAUAUUUCCAAAAUUUAAAAGGGGAAGAUGAUUAUCCGCAUAAUAUUGCCAGGAUUUUACAAAUUUUGGAAGAUCUUAAAAAAGCUAACUUGAUUGAACAUACGGAAAUAAAAAAUAACAUAGAACUAAAUGAAGAUGACAUCCUUAUAAGCGAACUUAUUAACUGAUGCAUUCAUGAAUGUUAUUAAUUUCAUUAUAUCCUCAAUAAAUCUUAUCAGUUUUAUCAGUUUUACUAUAGAUAAUAGAUAAUAUUAGUAAAUAAAUAAUAAUUUUUAGUUUUAAACAUUUCAUAUAGUUCGACUUUGUAUUGUUUAAACUAUGUGACUUGUGCGCGAUCUCUUUAAUAGAUGAAUAUGACUAAUAAGAAAAAUAAUUGAAACAUUAUACACAAAAAUGUUAUAAUAUUAUUAUGAAUAUAUAAACAUUUUAAGGUUAAAUUAAUUUAAAAAUUGUCAAAAGGAUAAAUUUCAGUAUACAUUGGAAAAAAUUAAAAUGGAUGAGCAAAAUGACGCUACAGACGCAGAAAUUUCUACCUCCCCUCAGGAGAAAGAUGAAACUGAAUCGGAAAGCCCUAUCAACCUUCAACCGAAAAUUAAUGCAGAAUUAGAAAUUAUCGAAGCGGAAAAAGAGUCAGUUAGAAUAGAUAUAAUCAGUGUUGACGAUAUGAAAGAGACAAAAGAAGACGUCGAUAAGAAAUCAGAACUAGAAAAAAGCUUUACUAUCUUCGAUUUUGAACCUGUCUUGUACUUCUUUAAGAUAUCUCCAAUGGUAUUCGAUGAUCGAUAUUACCAAGAUCAUGUUUUUGGCGUAAUAUGGCUACUUUUUUCUAAACAACAAAACAAGUUUCCAAAUAUUCCUCAAUUACACUGGUGUUUAAAAUUUUUGCAAGAACUGAAGAAUAAUGAUGGCUCAUACACAGAUGAUGUUAAUCUGUGUAUUCAAACAGUUCAAGACAAUCUCAUUAAGCAAUAUGUCAAAUUGGGAAUUCUUUUAAAAUCUACGAACGAAAAUAAACAAAAAGAUAAACAGUUAGUCUUAAGUAAACAGGACUUAAUAAUAUUAGAAAAAGAAAAUGAUAUAUUACCACAAGAAAUUGUACAUGAUAACUCGGAAGAAAUACGUGACAACCCGGGAAAAAUACAUGAUAACCCAGGAGAAAUACAUGAUAACUUCGGAAAAAUACAUGAUAACCUGGGAGAAAUACAUGAUAACCUGCAAGAAAUAAAUGAUGGGCCGGAAGAAAAACAUAAUAACCCGGAAGAAAUACGUAAUAAUCCGGAAGAAAUACAUAAUAACCCGGAAGAAAUAGAUAAUAACCAGAAAGAAAUACGUGAUGGUGAAACAAAAGAAGAAACACAUGUAGAUAAAACGGAAGAAUUAAUAGUUAUUUCAGAGAACAUUAAAUCAUUCGAUGACAAUAAAAAUAUCUCUAAUGAGAAUGUGAAUAAAGACUUUAUUAAAUCCACGGAAUCCAAUCCAAACGGAAAUCCAAACGGAAAUCCAAACGGAAAUCCAAACGGGAAUCCAAACGGGAAUCCAAACGAGAAUCCAAUUGAGAAUCCAAUUGGGAAUCCAAAUAGGAAUCCAAUUGGGGAUCCAAUUGGAAAUCCAAACAUAGACUUUCGAUUGUGUGGAACAUCAUGUGAAAAAGAGACACUAUUGGAUAGAGAUGAAUCUAAAAUAACAAGUUUAAUAUAUACUGAAAUGCUAUUAAGAGGUCCACUUCCCUGCAUUGAACAAAUGAAUGAUAAAUAUAAUAUAUCGGUAGAAACUCGUAUCUCUUUGGGAUCACUUAAGAGAUUUAUGGAAGAAUUUAAUUUACCAGAAGAAUCUCUUGCAACUAUGAAUAAGAAACAGCUAAUAAAUUUUUUUAAUAAUGUAAGGAAGAAAUAUAUGGAAACAUUAAAAGAACAAGUUGAUAAAAUUUAUAAUUUAGAGAAUAUUAUGAAGGACAUUGAUAAGCAAUCAUUUAAAGCAUAUAUAACAAAUGAUUUGAUAAAACGUUUAAACAAAUUGGAAGAUACUGAUAAGGAAAAUAACAUGUAAUCGUUAUUAAAAUUUAAGUACAUUUGAAAUGGAACCAGUAUGUUACCUUUGUUUUGACUUCAUCUCUUCCGAAGUAUCUCAUAUUUCGCGCCAAAACCGCCACACCGCACGUAUACGUCAAUAUGAGACUGGAGCGCCUGAUGCAUGAAACGGAAUGUAUCUCUAUCACUUGCCU